AAAUCCAUGACACAAUUCGGCAAUACCGAUCCGACAUGGGAGCAACUUAACUCGAGUCUCCCGUACCUUGACGCAGUCGUACAUGAAACCCUACAAUUGCAUCCACCCGUAUCAGAGGCCAUAAGAGUGGCAAUGGAAGAUGACGUCCUUCCUCUCGCUACACCAGUAGUGACCAAAUCUGGAGAGACCGUUAAUAGCCUCUUCGUGGCAAAAGGAACGGUCCUCACCAUUCCCAUUCAGACACUGAACAUAUCCGAGGUGUUCUGGGGCACUGAUGCAAAGCAGUUUAGACCUGAGAGGUGGCUCGAGGACUUUACACUGCGAGCGAAGGAGAUCCAGGGUCAUCGACACCUGUUGACGUUCAUAGAUGGACCCAAGACGUGUCUCGGGAAGAUGUUCGCUUUGACUGAGUUCAAGGUAAGUAAAAUUCUCCAGAGGGAGAGUACACCUUUCUUUAUGCUGAGGAUCGGGUUCUUUAGGCGGUGCUCUUUGUGAUUGUACGGAACUUCGCAUUCGAAUUUCCUGGCGGA
Molecule: messenger RNA, 530 nt
Organism: Desarmillaria tabescens
Lineage: Eukaryota; Fungi; Basidiomycota; Agaricomycetes; Agaricales; Physalacriaceae
Product: cytochrome P450
Exons: 2
Coding region: 7-495 (162 amino acids)
Molecular function (GO): oxidoreductase activity, acting on paired donors, with incorporation or reduction of molecular oxygen; iron ion binding; heme binding
Source: RefSeq, a predicted model, not a curated record